UGAAUUCUUCGACACUAGUUUCCGGUUUGCUGCACGUUCGUCGCUCCCUCGCGUUUCACUGUGUUGGAUUUUGUUUGGGUGGAAAUUGUGACCGCCACUUAUCUCCCUAACUGGUCGAGACUCAGUUGUAAUAGUUUCACUGCGGGAGGAGAGAGCAACAAGCCGCAAAGAUGCCGCGAAUCAUGAUAAAAGGAGGCGUCUGGCGCAACACCGAGGAUGAGAUCCUCAAGGCAGCGGUGAUGAAAUAUGGCAAAAACCAGUGGUCUCGUAUCGCCUCCCUGCUGCACCGCAAGUCUGCCAAACAGUGUAAAGCCAGAUGGUACGAGUGGUUGGACCCCAGCAUCAAGAAAACAGAAUGGUCCAGAGAAGAGGAGGAGAAGCUGCUUCAUUUGGCCAAGCUUAUGCCCACUCAAUGGAGGACCAUUGCUCCCAUCAUAGGACGCACUGCUGCCCAGUGUCUGGAGCACUAUGAAUACCUGCUAGACAAGGCAGCACAAAGAGACAAUGAGGAAGAAGUGGGAGAUGACCCCAGGAAGUUAAAACCAGGAGAGAUUGACCCUAAUCCUGAAACUAAACCUGCCAGACCCGACCCUGUGGACAUGGAUGAAGAUGAGUUGGAGAUGCUGUCAGAGGCCAGGGCUCGACUGGCCAAUACCCAGGGCAAGAAAGCGAAGAGGAAGGCCAGAGAGAAACAGCUGGAGGAAGCCAGACGGUUGGCUGCUCUGCAGAAGCGCAGAGAGCUAAGAGCGGCAGGAAUCGACGUUCAGAAGAAGAGGAAGAAGAAGAGAGGAGUAGACUACAAUGCUGAAAUCCCCUUCCAAAAGAAACCUGCACCGGGUUUCUAUGACACCAGCAUGGAGCAGUACGUCGCUUUGGAGCCAAACUUCAAACGACUCAGACAGCAGCACUUGGAUGGAGAACUACGCAAUGAGCAAGAGGAGAGGGAGAGGAAGAAAGAUAAACAGAAAAUCAAGAAGAAGAAGGAGAGCGAUCUCCCAUCUGCCAUCCUGCAGACCAGUGGAGUGGCUGAGUUCACCAAGAAACGCUCCAAACUGGUUCUACCUACACCACAGAUCAGUGAUGCUGAGCUUGAGGAAGUCGUCAAAUUGGGGGUCGCAAGCGAGGUUGCCCGUCAAGCUGCAGAGGAGAGUGAAAGCGGUAACUCUGCCUCCUCCGCCCUCUUGUCAGAGUACAGCGUCACCAACACCAUGGCAACGGGGCUGCGUACGCCACGCACCCCUGCUGUCCAGGACCGGAUCCUGCAGGAAGCCCAGAACCUGAUGGCUCUGACCAACAUUGACACCCCUCUGAAGGGAGGCCUCAACACUCCGUUGCAUGAGAGCGACUUCAGCGGCGUGACACCUCAGCGCCAGCAGAUACAAACACCCAACACUGUUCUCACCACGCCAUUCAGGACCCCUGGACAAGGUCAGGGGUCAGAGGGCAUGACUCCACAAGCAGGAGGAGUGAUGACCCCACGCGGGGCAGUUACACCAGGGUUGACCCCUGUCCGCACGCCGCUGAGAGACAAACUGAAUAUUAACAGUGAGGAGCAAUUGGCUGACCCUGCAUACGCCAAACAUAUGCAAAGAGAAAGCCUGCAGCAGCUGAGGCAGGGCCUGAUGUCUCUUCCUGUUCCCAAAAACGACUUUGAGAUUGUUCUUCCGGAAAACGCAGAGAAAGAACUUGAAGAAACAGAGACAGAGACGGGAUUCGUAGAGGAUUCUGCAGACGUGGAAUCACGCAAGCAGGCUAUACGGGAGGCAGAACGAGAGAAGGAGUUGAAGCUGCGACACACUUCUGUUCAGAGGAGUCUCCCCAGACCCACCGAGGUAAACGAGUCCGUCCUCCGUCCCACCUCCAUGGAGCCGCUCUCUGACCUCCAGCUGGCAGAGGAGUUGAUCAAGCAGGAGAUGAUCACCAUGCUGCACUUCGACUGCCUGCACCACCCCUCAGCCAACGCAGCCAGUCAACUGCAGCGCGGCAAAACCAGAGGCCCCACCUCUACAUCGAACAACGCGUCACACAUAGCGUACCUGGAAACACACUCCUACAAGCCAGUCAGUACAGAGGAGAUGGAGCAGGCAAAGGCGGCACUGGCAGGAGAAAUGGAGGUGGUGAAGGCCGGAAUGGGCCAUGGUGACCUCAGUAUGGAAGCCUACAGCCAGGUGUGGGAGGAAUGCUACGGACAGGUUUUAUAUCUACCCUCUCAGAACAGGUACACCAGAGCUAACCUGGCCUCAAAGAAAGACCGUAUUGAAAGUCUGGAGAAAAAACUAGAUGUAAACCGUGGCCACAUGACAGCAGAGGCCCGGAAAGCAGCUAAACUGGAGAAGAAACUCAAAAUCCUCCUGGGAGGGUUUCAGUCCAGGGCCCUGGGGCUCCUGAAGCAGCACAAUGAACUCUGGGAACAGGUGGAGCAGUCAGCCACAGAACUCCAGACCUUUAAUCAGCUGAAGAAACAAGAGGAUACUGCAAUUCCCAGGAGACAAGAGGCCCUGCGGGAGGACGUGGAGAGGCAGAUGGAGAGGGAGAGAGAACUUCAGCAGAGAUAUGGAGAGCUGCUGAUGGAGAGGGAGGCACUGAUCAACAGUGCUCAGAAAUACUGAGCCCCACACACGCUUAUCAUACAUACAUCGUACACACACUCAUCGUAGAGACACUGACAUCAAGCUAACAGCUGCUGUGAGAAUCACAAUCGAGAGUUCUCCCUCUAAAGCCGAUUGUCGUAUUGAGCCCGUCUGUCAUUUUUCAAUAUUUGCGGCAAUUCCAGAGAUAAGUCCCGCCUCCAUGUGCUCUUGUUGCUAUGAUGUCACAAGCUGAGUUUUGAGCAUGCUCAGUAGUCCCUUGUGUUUCUGUAUUAGUGACCAAUAAAGUUUCUUUUCAACAAUGA
Dicentrarchus labrax (European seabass) is the source of this 2893-nucleotide messenger RNA. RefSeq names its product CDC5 cell division cycle 5-like (S. pombe) (gene cdc5l). Gene Ontology annotation, biological process: mRNA splicing, via spliceosome; regulation of transcription by RNA polymerase II. Gene Ontology annotation, cellular component: spliceosomal complex; Prp19 complex. The coding region runs from base 171 to 2609 and encodes 812 amino acids. Gene Ontology annotation, molecular function: DNA-binding transcription factor activity, RNA polymerase II-specific; RNA polymerase II transcription regulatory region sequence-specific DNA binding. The transcript has 19 exons. The record is from RefSeq and is a predicted model, not a curated record. NCBI's taxonomy places the organism in Eukaryota, Metazoa, Chordata, Actinopteri, Moronidae.